Molecule: messenger RNA, 404 nt
Organism: Saccoglossus kowalevskii
Lineage: Eukaryota; Metazoa; Hemichordata; Enteropneusta; Harrimaniidae
Product: protein quaking-B-like
Biological process (GO): regulation of mRNA splicing, via spliceosome
Cellular component (GO): nucleus
Molecular function (GO): mRNA binding
Source: RefSeq, a predicted model, not a curated record
GUAGUGUUCAGUGAGCAGCGUCGUCAGUGAUCGGUAGUCAGUAACUAACUUACUCGGGCUGUAUGCUCGCUUAGUUAACACACAUUUUUUUUUACUCAGGGGUGUUUUACUUCAAGCCUUAAUCAGACACAAUGACAACAACAAUAAUAAUGCCGGAGAAGGAGAAGAUUGAAAGUACGCCGGAGUAUUUGGCCCAACUUUUGAAAGACAAGAAGACCAUUGCAACGAUGCCAAGUCUAUUCCAGCACGCUGAGCGGUUACUCGAUGAUGAAAUCAGCCGAGUCAGAGCGACACUUUUUCAGGUUACCAGUGGAGUCCAAGACUCGUUAGUACUUCCAGAAGUGAGUGGAGCCCCAGUACAACUUUCAGAAAAGCUUUUUGUUCCAUCAAAAGAAUACCCAGAA